AUGAAGUUCACCAGCCACCUCCUUGCAGCAUCUUCAGUCUACUUUGGAUUCCCUGUUCUAGCCCAGAGCAACAACAGUAGCUCAGACACCAAAUGCCCGCGAAUUAUUGAAGAUCUCAAUGACAAUAAUGCCGAAUUCAAUGCUACUGGUACAACAACCUUCUCCCUUCUAGAGCAAGACGAUUGGCAGUUGUCGAUGACAUUCCAAUUUCACCAAGCCAGAAACACCAGCACCGUCAAGGAUGUCUCCUCCCAGGGCGACCGAACCCUGUUUCUUAGUGUGCCAGAAUCAUUUCCCGAAACACCAAGCGGCAAGGAAAUGGAGCUUUGCUACUACGAGAUGGAUGCCCUGAACGCGACUUCAGAUUCAGGAGAAAGCGACGACAAUGACGCGAGCUGCAAUGGAAUAUUGAGUGACGAAUGCCAGAAAGCGUUACGAGGCGCGCCAAGGCCACGUGGCGGUAAAUGCCCUCAUGUCGAUAUCGAGGAAGCGUGCGGCCGAGUGAUGAGGCGAUGGACAAGCAAGCCAUUCAAUCUCUCGCAGCAAGACUGCACAUUGAGUAGCCUACCCGGAGUAGAUGUCCCGAGCAACUAUCAGACCCAUUAUAUAUGGUUUUUGGGGGAAUUUCUUCCUGUUGCAGAGGAGGAUUUCCUCGACUCGUACGACUUGCUUGUCCGACAACCAGUUCCUAUACUUAUCACAGCGCUGCUUCCAGGAGAAAGUGAAAGCGGCGCCGCAGAGAUCGCCUGCCUAGCUACGGAGGACAUCUCCAAAGGUAGUCGGGUUCCACAGAGCGAGUUUCCACCAAGCAGCGCGACUCACCAGGAUACUCAGAGAACUAUAAUUUACCUCCUAGCGAUAUAA
Fusarium pseudograminearum CS3096 is the source of this 864-nucleotide messenger RNA. RefSeq lists its product as uncharacterized. The record is from RefSeq and is a predicted model, not a curated record. Lineage: Eukaryota; Fungi; Ascomycota; Sordariomycetes; Hypocreales; Nectriaceae. The transcript has 3 exons. The coding region runs from base 1 to 864 and encodes 287 amino acids.